GGUCACGGACCAUUUUCUGUUUCGAAGACGAUGUCAACAAGCCUGGACGCCAAUGACUUGCUGUUUGAAUCGACUAUAAAUUCGCGCUCGGAAUCUCCAGCUACGCGCGUCGAAACUCCUCCAACUCCUGUUGAAGAUAGUGCGGUUGAAGAUGGGGCACAGAAAAAGAAGAAAAAGAAGAAACCCAAGAAGUCUGCUGCUGCAAAAGCGCGAGAUGCUGAAGCCACUAAAGAUUCAACCUCUAAACAAGACGACCUAACUCGCCAAUCCAUCCUCUCGAUUAGCCGGAACAAGCACUGGCGAUAUAUCAGUUCAUAUCAUGGACCAUGGCUGCAACUCCCAGUUGAACUACUCGAAUCUUUACUUACACUCAACGUUGACCCUGCCACCCUUGCUCCGCCACGACUACCUCCCAAUUGGGCAGCUUCUUCUGAUCCUCUGAUCACAAAUCCUCUACGUAUCGGUCCACCAAGACAGUCCCCGCCAGACUCACCACGAUCUACUCCAACAACGGUUUCGUUCCCGACGAACAUACCCCCCAAUCUUUCAUUUCCUGACCCUGGAAAACCUGCUCCACCUCCCAUAGACCCGGGAGUAUUCCGAAACGUAACUGCCAUCCGACGACUCAUAGACGAAGCAGCCGAGUUGAGUGUGAGGGCGUCUUCCGGUCUUUCUGCGGCUGAGCUCAGCUCAAUGCGCUCUUCGUCAAGUAUUGGCUCUUCCUAUUUAGGCUUUAAUGCGUGGGGUACAAACAACAAUAAUGGCCGAAAUGUUGCCAUGAGCGCUAUGCGCAUACACCGUUUACGAGCACUUGCUGUUCAAAAACUGGCAGCUGCAUACCGGGCAGACGAAAUUGCAAGUUCUGUGAUGGUUAUGCAGGGUGGGACAGUUUUUGACGACCUUGCCGAAAGAGUGCUUAAAGUCGAUCCUAACGACCCCGAUGCGCGAUAUGUCCACUUUUUCCACGAGAAAAUUCCAUCAAGGCAACUUGCAGAAUUCACGACCACGCAAGUACUUGAUGAACUCAUUCAACGACAGCCUCAAAAGUUGGAAUAUUAUCGGACGCGUGGGAUCGUCCACUCUUUCCGCGAUGAAUUCUCCCUCGCCACCAAAGAUUUUACACACGCUCUCAAGGAAGCUCGGGCGAUUCGAAAAGCAAAGGUGUCGCAUCAUCACAAUUAUUCUGCCCCAACACAGAACGGCAAGGCGAACGGGGCCAAGGGGAGUAAAAAGAGGAAGGGUGGGAGCAAGAGCAAAGUGCAACCCGUCCCAGAUGAAGAAACAGGGGACGCUGGAGGGGAAGGAGAGUCGGACGAUGCUUUAUUGCCACAUCCAUCAGUUCUACCUGAUGCACCCACGCCACUUGAACCGCAACUUUUAUUCCUUCGAGGAGCGACAUAUCUACAGCAAGCUAUCCAUAUCAUCGAAUCCGCCAUCUUAAAACUUGAAGGCGUUUACAAGUUCCCUGCAACCUCGCCUGGAGGUAGUUCCGUCAAUGGAGUUGAUCUGCGGUUAAGCCUUCUUGAAGGCAGUGUCUAUGGUGGCGUUGAAAUCGGUAAUCCAGAAGGUCCUUUGGGAUGUAGCUCUGGCAAGAAAGUUCAGGCAUACCGCGAGAUAUUCGGUGUCGCAGAGAAUGGCGAGUGGAAUACGGUCAACGGAGAGCGCGAGAAGACGCGCGACCAAAUCAUUGGUCUUGUUAGGAAAAGCAUACGGGAUCAUGAGCGUUUUCUUGCGCACUUUGAUUCGAUCAACGCUGUAGCGCAACUUCAAUUUGGGAUAGACAAGACCAUUGUCGAAAAGGUCGAAUAUGCCUUCAAGGUUGCGGAGGCUGUACGUCCUGGAACUCAAACGCCACCCACGCCACUCUCACAACAGGGACAAUUACCGUACUCAGAAAGUGAUUACGAGCUCCCAACAACCUUUACGACCUAUCAUCCCCUCCUCGUCGAGGCUCAUUUCAGUAUCCUCCUCUGCUACCUUUUAUUGGGUGACUUCACGACCAUGUUACCCACUUUCGUCAAUACUGCAAAAAUAAUUGAUGGUCUCGAGGGCUAUCCCGUUUUCCUUCCUCCCCGUUCAUUGGCGCAAGCUGAGUUCCUGGAGGUUCUCGAUCGUCUUGCGGCUAGCUGGAAAACCGGCAUAGCGGCGUACUCUGUACCGGAGUCCCCUCCCAAGCAAAAGGAGAAAGGGAAGGCCCGAGUCGAAGAGAUUCUCGAAGUGCCGGAAUCCAUUGAGAAAGAGCUUGCUGAUGCCUUUGCGGAGUCAAGGAGAUCAACAUUGGAAUCAGAUGACCUUCCGACGGCGUCUGCAUCCUCUUCCACGACUUCUACAUCGCCAUCGGCAACCCGGUCCGCCACACCGGCGCCGCCCUCACCUUACGCGCAAGCGCUCAACAGCGUGCGCAUUCUUCUUGCUCCCGUGGCCGCUCGCCAACGGGAGAAAGAAUCCGAGAAAAGUCGCCCAAAGAAGGGUGCUGCCAAGAUGACUGGUAUCAAUAUUCCCCUCCAUGGUCCACGAGUGGACAUCAUCCUUGCCUGGCUCGGGGCAGUUCACAUACCCGCCUUAGAGAAAGCGGCAGUGUAG
This is a messenger RNA of Mycena indigotica, 2583 nucleotides long. Its product is annotated as CRAL-TRIO-N domain-containing protein. Lineage: Eukaryota; Fungi; Basidiomycota; Agaricomycetes; Agaricales; Mycenaceae. The transcript has 4 exons. Bases 31 to 2583 code for a protein of 850 amino acids. The record is from RefSeq and is a predicted model, not a curated record.